CGGGCGCCGGGCGGGAGCGGGCGCCCUGCAGGUUUGUGCCAUUGUGCCUGGCGUGACUGUGCAGAGAACGCUUAGCCACUGACAGCACUUCAGGAGCAGACUGCAAGAUCCCAAGGAGUACGAGAAACUGGAAGUAUGGCGCUUUGCACUAGGAUGAGUCCCAUAACCUCCACAGCUUGGUACAACCACAGGAGGAAUACAGACCUGAGCAGUCGGAAGAGAAAAUAAGUAGCUGUUUGCAAAUAGCUAAGAAGGAUUCCUGAUUGCUGAACCUGACGUAACUGCCCAGAUGGACCAAGAAGAACAAGACCAUGAGGCCUUGGAGGAGACACACGUGGGUGGUGAGGUAGGUCCCCUUCCAGAUCACCUUGCAAGCACAGAUCAGCAGGACAUGUUGGCAGCAGGGUCCAGAGGAGGAGAGGAGCAGUUGGGGCACAGCCAUGGAAGCCAGCGUGGUUCCCCAGUGGCACAGCAAGGUGACUGUGAGGAGGAAGCGGAGGAGAAGCUGCCUUGCUCUGAUAUCAGCCUGGUGAAAAGACAGGAGAGAAGGGUGGCAGCAGCCUCACGGCGAGCCCCUCGUGCAGAGCGGCCCACCAUCUGCUCUGAGUGUGGCAAGGGCUUCAGUCGGAGCAUCCACCUCAUCCAGCACCAGCGAAUGCACACUGGGGAGCGCCCGUUCCUGUGCGGGGAGUGUGGCAAGGGCUUCAGCCAGAGCUCCCAUCUCAUCCAGCACCGGCGGGUCCACACGGGCCAGAAACCCUACACCUGUGCCGAGUGUGGGAAGAGCUUCAGCCAGAGCUCCAACCUCCUCAAGCACCAGCGCAUCCACACCGGGCUCAAACCCUACGUGUGCAGCGAGUGCGGGAAGAUCUUCAGCGACAGCUCCACCUGUAUCAAACACCAGCGUAUGCACACGGGCGAGCGGCCAUACAAGUGCCCAGCUUGUGGGAAAAGCUUCAGCCAACACUCCCACCUCCUUCAGCACCAGCGAGCCCACGACGGUGUCCGGCCUUAUACCUGUGGGCAGUGUGGCAAACGUUUUGGGCAGAGCUCUGACCUCAUUAACCACGCUCGUACCCACACCGGCGAGAAGCCUUACAAAUGCAGCCAGUGCGGCCGGGGCUUCAGUGGCAACUCCAACCUGAUCAAGCAUACCCGCAUCCACACUGGGGAGCAGCCGUACCGCUGCACCCAGUGUGGGGAAAGCUUUCGGUUCCAGCCCCAGCUGGUACGCCACCAGAAGCACCAUACAGACUAGUUGGUGGAGAGGAGAAGGCCACGUGGACCAUAGGCCGCUACCUGCUGUUGGGAAGACACACAGCUGCUCCCUUGGGCACCUCAUACAGGGUGUGAAUUUUGGGGGAGGGAGCCCUCAGAGCCUGUCCCCUUUUCUUCUGGGUAAAUCUGUUUGUGAGCACUGCCCAGACACUCGAGAAAAGAGGGAGGCCACCGCUGAAUGACCUAGUGCAUGUUCACUGCAGUGCAGUGGUUCUGAGCCCCUCUUUUGGGGAUGGGGAGAAGAAAGGUGCUUACAGUAUGGUACGUUCAAGGCCAGAGAGGAGAACAUAGAAACGUUCCAAGGAUCAGUGCCUUUUUCUGUUAUUUCUAGUGGGGAGUGAUUUUUAUCCCAGUAAAAAACAGCUAAAAUCUUUACCUGUUUUCUGUACAAGCUGCCUGGGUUUGCCUUCGCAGUGAGGCCACAGCCUGGGAUGAUCGCUUGCCUUAGAAUCCACAUCUCCCACUUGCCAGUAUUCUUGGGUUUAGGUGGUGUUAGCAUCUAUUUAUUUUAAGACCCCACAACACUGUGCUGGGUGUUUCUGCAUACAUGUUGUGGGCCCAGCUGAUGCUCUGUUGGGGCCACAUCUAUGGAAUGGUAUUUUUGCUGGGUUGUAUGGUUGUUAAAUUGACAGUUCCACAAAUUACGCUGCUGUUUGACAGCUUAGUCCUCAGCAGCAAUUAAGUAAAUUAACAACCUAGUAGGUAUUUCUCUCAGACUCUUGUUUAGGUGCUUUUGUGGGUGGCACUUUAUGAAUGUUUUUAUAAGACUUUUAAAAGUAUUUAGGAUUACUUUUUUAAUUGUGAUCUUCUAAUUGUCAGUUGAUGAACAGAAAGAGGAUGAUGUUUGAAAAAUAA
Messenger RNA from Gavia stellata (red-throated loon), 2133 nucleotides. Its product is annotated as zinc finger protein 3. Gene Ontology annotation, molecular function: RNA polymerase II cis-regulatory region sequence-specific DNA binding; DNA-binding transcription factor activity, RNA polymerase II-specific. Lineage: Eukaryota; Metazoa; Chordata; Aves; Gaviiformes; Gaviidae. The transcript is spliced from 4 exons. The coding region runs from base 290 to 1258 and encodes 322 amino acids. Gene Ontology annotation, cellular component: nucleus. The record is from RefSeq and is a predicted model, not a curated record. Gene Ontology annotation, biological process: regulation of transcription by RNA polymerase II; central nervous system development.